UCGGAGACACAGUUCCAGCAGGAUGUAGUGUAUCCGGUAUCGCGCGCUCGUGCACUGGCCAAAAGAUGCGCCCUCUCCUCAUUCCUCUGUUACCUCAUUUGGCAGCAUCGCACUAUGGACCGUUCCGAUGGUUAAUUAUGUAAGGAUGUUUGGUUUAAAGUUUGCGGCUUUUUGCCUUCUUGCAGUUCAUGAAGUUAGUCACUUGGCAGGGAAAAUAGCGUAACGUUGACGCAGGUAAUUUCUACGCUGCCGUUAUGUUUAAAAUUGCGUUUAUUGCAAUAAAAAUCUCCACCAGCUUGGAGCAGUGACUCGAAAAGGACAGCAUGUGGACCCGAAACCUAGUGGAAGAAGCAGUCAGGCCUAAAUGGAAAGCGGCAGAUCACAGAACUAAACUACCUUUGUGUACAAAUUCUACUCCUCGACCAGGACUGAUAUCAUACACUUUUGGCUCCAAGACCCUGAGAUGUCCUGCAGCCAACAGACCCUUGGAAAAAGUUGGAAUUGGCCCAUUUAGGUGGGAGGAACGUGUGCUGCUCAGAGCAAGUGGUUAUCAUGGACGACAUGAAGAAGCUAGUCCAGUGCGCCCACGUAUUGUGACAGUGGUUCGGCCAUGUGGCAAGCACAACCUACGGAAGAUUUCUUUGCUGCUAAAUCGUCGUGCUGUACAGACUUUUGAGCUAUUGAUGGCUGAUGUGUCAGAAGCCCUUGGCUUCCCAUGUUGGCACAGUGGUCGUGUUCGGCGACUUUUUAGCCCUGCUGGGCAAGAGAUACACAGUCUUUCUGAUUUCUUUAGGUCAGGUAAUGCCUUUCUGGCCUUUGGAAUUAGCCGCCCCUCCAUUAGUGAUGUACAGGCUACACUGCAGGAGCUGUAUCCUGACAGCCCAGGUUACUGUGACAACUUGCUGAGGUUGUGGGAGCGAAUCCUGAGGCCUAAGGCUGCUAAGACAGAUAGUGGUUUCCAUGAUGAUGUGCCCCAGGAUGAAUCUAGUUUAAAUGUAGCCCUUAAAUUGGUGACAAACCAACCACCAGCCAAUAAUUUGCAGUCAUUCCAAGCACAAGUUAGGCAGAAUGACAGGGGCAGGAGGGAAAGACAGAAAGGAGAGUGGGACAACAGGGAGGAUAAGAGAGCAAACCAAUCUCAGACUAAAGAGGAGAAAAGUAUAGACAAGAAGAAGGAGCCAGUAUAUUGCCAAAGCUGCAGAGGAGCUGGUCCACCUAUUCCUCCGAUUGUAAACAAGAAAUCUACUAAAUUGGAAAAGCCUAACCAUGAGAACAAAGCUCAGGAUAACAGGAUGAAAAACUCAUCACAGAUUAAAAAAACAGAAGCAGUCAAUCUGAAAAAUAAUCCAAACCCUCUCCAAAAUAAAGUCUCAAUUUUAGGACCCCAAGCAGAAAUCCCUAGAGAACAAGACAUGCCAAAAGUAGAAAUGGUAGAACAGAAAGACUUGUGGGAGGAGCUGCCACCUGAUGGCAUGCAGGUCUCUCUGGAGGAAAUCCAUCGCUGCUAUGACAUUGGGAGUGUGGUGGGUGAUGGGAAUUUUGCAGUGGUGUAUGAGUGCCGUGUGCGUGGCUUCACCCAAACAUUUGCCAUGAAGGUGGUAGACAAAGCCAAACUGCAUGGCCGAGGUCACAUGAUACAGAAUGAAAUUGCCUUACUGCGCAGCCUGGCACACUCACGCCUGGUGCGACUCCUGCGCUCACAUCACACGGACAAACAUGUCUACCUGUUAAUGGAGCUGGUGGCUGGUGGUGAUCUGUUCGAUGCUAUUGCCAAGUAUGGAAAAUUCAGCGAGCCUUGUGCAGCUAGGAUGAUUCAGGACAUCAGCCAGGCUCUGGAGUACAUCCAUAACAAGAGUAUCGCACACCGAGAUAUCAAGCCUGAAAAUCUUUUAGUCCAGUGGCACAGCAAUGGCAAUAUAAACCUAAAGCUGGCUGAUUUUGGAUUAGCCAUGGUAGUGACGGAGCCAGUUUUCACAGUUUGCGGCACACCUACAUAUGUUGCUCCUGAGAUACUUGCUGAGACAGGGUAUGGUGUAGCAGUGGACGUCUGGGCAAUGGGUGUGAUACUGUUUGUGCUUCUCAGUGGGUUUCCUCCAUUCCGCAGUCCAGAACGCAAUCAGGAGGAGCUCUUUCAUCUCAUCCAGAAAGGAGAGGUCCACUUCCUGUCACCAUACUGGGACCAUAUAUCUGAGGGAGCUAAAGUCCUAGUCCGAGCUCUACUAGAAGUAAACCCCACUGUGAGACUGACAGCCAGUCAAACUUUGCAGAACAGCUGGCUUGUUCAUGCAGUAGCUCAGAGUGACCACGAGGAGGCGAAAAACUCUAGCAACAUCAACAAGAAAGGAACAAUUCAAGAACACAGAAAACAUGGGGAAUGGGAAAAUCAGCCAAAACCUGAUAAAACAGCAGAGAUAGAUCAAGUGACACAGAUAGACAGGAACACUGAAAACAUAACAGAUAAAUACAGAGAAACUAAUAUGGACCAGAAAAAUAUGCAGAGUCUGGAGAGGCCAUCACAAGUUAAAGAAAUCAGCAAAAAUGGACACCUGCUGAAGGCAACAGUAUUAGUACAAAAAGCACCUGAGUAGUGCAAAUCUUUUGAUUGUCCAAAUUAAGGUAGGUAAUAAACUGAUAAAUACAUUACAUUUCCCACAUCACAGAAAAAUCAUAUAACCAUGAAACAUAUUAACCACGACCAGAGGCAUAGAACAAGGCUGUGCGAAAACCUGAACACAUUCAUUCAAGUUAUUUUAACUUCUUCAAAUAUGUAACAUAUAACCGAAUACCAUAGGUUUUGCUAUUGACUACACAUCACAUUUGCAAUAAGGGUCUACUACUUAUCAUCUCAAAAAUACUCUAUGCUCUAUACUCUCCUUUUUUUCUACAUCUGUACCAUUUAGGCAAUUUAUAAUAUUAAGAAAUAUUUCCCGUUACUAAGAGAAUAAUAGAAAAACUGUUUAAUUAAAACUCACGAAUAAUGUAAGUUUGAACCUUAUGUACUGCUAUUUUCUUUUUCUUGCUUUGUCUUAAGAUCUUAAAUGUAGAGCGAUAUGAUUGUUGAUUUAAAUGAAAACAGCUGCAUGUUUUUUUUUAAAAUGACAUAAGUUAGUGGGUUUUAAAAUGUAAAUACGUUUUUUUCUUAUUUUCUUAAUACAGGGAAAUGGCUAAAUUCUUGUCUAAUGUGACAAUUACACAUAUGAAGAAAUAAAGCAAGUUUUAAUAAUUUUAACCAAGAUGAUGUCCUAUUUGGACUUUGUCUCUUCGGUCAUUUCCUUGCUGAGUAUAAAGAGCAAAGUGACUUUGACUGUGUCCCCUACAUGAGUAACAUAUUACAUGUCCCUGCUACAUUAUGUUUCUUUACUUUCCUUUUCUCAUCUUCCUGAGAAGUUGAGCAAGUGUGUUCACAAUACUAAAUAUAGUGCUAUAUCCUCUCUGCUAAUUUGAUAUCUGUACUAUUAAAACGCUUUCCUGUCUUAGCAUCUGUUCUCUAGAACUUGGGUGAUGCCAAUUCUAGUGUUUGUAAGUAUUACUCUUCGCACCAUGUUUCACUUUGUCCCUUUGAACAGACCUGAGACAUGAGAAUUUGUGUUAGUGUACUAGAAUUGGUGUUGUAUGGCCUAAGUAUCUUCUUUGCAUGCAAAGAGCCUGA
Silurus meridionalis is the source of this 3649-nucleotide messenger RNA. It is a transcript of the gene dclk3, whose product is annotated as doublecortin-like kinase 3. The coding region runs from base 324 to 2588 and encodes 754 amino acids. The record is from RefSeq and is a predicted model, not a curated record. Gene Ontology annotation, molecular function: ATP binding; protein kinase activity. NCBI's taxonomy places the organism in Eukaryota, Metazoa, Chordata, Actinopteri, Siluriformes, Siluridae. Gene Ontology annotation, biological process: intracellular signal transduction; protein phosphorylation. The transcript has 5 exons.